AUGAAACUACAAGUCCUCGACAAGAACGCCCCCUCCUUCGCCAGAGAAGUCGUUGGAAUCCUGAACUCAGCCCUCCCACAAGCCAGCACAUCCUCAUCUGCCGACGCAGCCAAAGCGCUAAACGAGCUGUCUCGGCCGGUGCUGGACCCUAGUGGUGCAGAAAACGAAGGAGAAGCAGCUGGAUUCCUCUGGUGGUUCUGGCAACUAAUCCACGAUCUUUCUCGGCAGAUUCCCCACUAUCGUCCUGAGCAGGAUCGCCUGGUAGCUGUUAUAAAGGAACUCCGAGAUCUUCCAUCCAAGACCGUCGUUCUCGACGGAUGGGGCCUCGCGCAGGUAUGGGGAGGCUUACCACUGUUCGGAAGUACAUUAAGAGAGGAAUGGGAUAGCGAUGGCGCAGCCCCGAUGGAUUCGAAUCUGAAGAAUCGCUUCCUGAAUCUGCAAUCCUACGCUGCCCGAGUCGCCGGUCUCGGUCUCGUCCCGCUAGAGGCAUAUGCUAUCUGGGCAUUAACAGAUGCCCUAGAAGGCGUGAUGACGCCUAUCCGAGGCGCGCCGGACGAAGUUAACCCCGACCCGGCCGCAGUCGAAGAUCUGCCAUUUAAAGUUGCUGCUGCAGCUGAGUGGAUCAUCCAUGCUGGGAAUGUCCUUUAUGGACGUGAUGAGGAGGUUUAUGCCACUGCUGGGGGGCCAUUGUGGAGGCUGGAUAAGGCGGAGGCAAGGCGAUUAAGACGCAGGUAUAGGGGUACUCAGGGAUUGUGUCCCGCGCGGUGGACGCUGUGGAAACAGCGAUUUGGCGCUAUUAGGGAUAGUGAGGAAGUCGAUGAUAGUACGCGAAGGGUGGCAGGGCGGGCAUACGGUGCUAUGGAAAGGGUCGAGCGGACGCAUUCGGAGUAG
Messenger RNA from Aspergillus puulaauensis, 891 nucleotides. RefSeq names its product DUF3632 domain-containing protein. The record is from RefSeq and is a predicted model, not a curated record. Lineage: Eukaryota; Fungi; Ascomycota; Eurotiomycetes; Eurotiales; Aspergillaceae. The coding region runs from base 1 to 891 and encodes 296 amino acids. The transcript has 2 exons.